CAAUGGCGACAGGGGGCGGCGGGCGAGCGACCAAUGGCCUGCCGGGGCGGGUCCGGCGAGCCGAAUCGCCCACUCGGAGCGCUCCGUUCGGACCUCCGCCCUCGGCGCUCAAUAAAUACCACGGAAUGAGCGCGUGAGGGGCAGCAGCCGGCGCCGGGAGCCCAAGCGACGCGCCCGGCGGCGUCCGCGCGAGCAGCCAAUGAGCGUCGCCGCCGAGCGGGCGUCAGCCAAUGGCGGCAGGGGCCGGGCGGGCGAGCGACCAAUGGCCUGCCGGGGCGUGUCCGGCGAGCCGAGUCGCCCACUCGGAGCGCUCCGUUCGGACCUCCGCCCUCGGCGCUCAAUAAAUACCACGGAAUGAGCGCGUGAGGGGCAGCAGCCGGCGCCGGGAGCCCAAGCGACGCGCCCGGCGGCGUCCGCGCGAGCAGCCAAUGAGCGUCGCCGCCGAGCGGGCGUCAGCCAAUGGCGACAGGGGGCGGCGGGCGAGCGACCAAUGGCCUGCCGGGGCGGGUCCGGCGAGCCGAGUCGCCCACUCGGAGCGCUCCGUUCGGACCUCCGCCCUCGGCGCUCAAUAAAUACCACGGAAUGAGCGCGUGAGAGGCAGCAGCCGGCCCCGGGAGCCCAAGCGACGCGCCCGGCGGCGUCCGCGCGAGCAGCCAAUGAGCGUCGCCGCCGAGCGGGCGUCAGCCAAUGGCGGCAGGGGCCGGGCGGGCGAGCGACCAAUGGCGUGCGUCGGAGCGGCCGGUCCCGGCGGCGGGGACGGCGGCGGCGCGAUGGGCGCGGAGCGGGAGGCGUCCCCCUGGGUGUCCUGCGCGCUGAGCGCGGGCUGCGUGGUGAGCGCCUCGGGCCCGGGCGUCCCGUGGAGCUGCAGCGGCGUGGCCCUGAGCGCGCGUCCGGGGCUGGUCCUGUGCCACGGCGGCGCGCUGGCGUCCCGCCUGCCGCGGCCGCCGCCUCCCGGCGCCUUCGUGCCGGCCGCGCGGCUCCGCCUGGCGCGGGAGCCCGAGCUGCGGGUGCGCCGGGGCCCGGGCCCCGCCGUCCCGGCGCGUCUGCUGGGGCUGCUGCGCUGCCCCGCCUUCGCCGCCCCCGCCGCCCGCCUGCUGCGGGCCGGGGACGUGCGGGCCUCCGCCCCGGAGGCCGCCGCCGGCCUGUUCGCCCUCGUGCGGGUGGGGGCGGGGGCGGGGGCGGGCGGCGCGGCGCGGGCCGUGGGGGCGCCUCCGCCCCGGGGGUCCCCGCUGCUGGUGUGCGCCUGCCCCUUCGGCGGCCGCCGGGACGGCCUGUUCCUCAACACGCUGAGCGCCGGCGUGCUGUGCAACCGGCGCGGCCCGCUGCUGCUCGGCGACGCCCGCUGCCUGCCCGGCGCCGAGGGCGGCGGCGUGUGGGACGGCCGGAGGCCCGGGCGGCUGGUGGCCCUGGUGGCCGCCCCCCUGCACGGCCCGGACGGCCCGCUGGGCCUGGCCCUCCUCUGCGCCGCCCGCCCGCUGCUCCGCGCCGCCCUCCGCGGCCCCGGCCUGGACGGCCCCGACGCCCGGGCGCUCCGAGCCCUGCUGCCGCCCGCCUCCCCGCCGAGCCCCCCGAGCCCCCCGGCCUGGGCCCGGGCCGUGCUGGUGGACGCGGGGUCCGCCUGGGGGUCGGGACUCGGCUGGGGCCGCCGCCUCGUCGUCACCUGCAGGCACGUGGUGGCCCACGGGCACCCAGUGCGAGUCAAGCCGCAGCGCCCCAAGGGCUUGGUGAUCCAAGCAAGAGUGGUGUUUGCCACCCAGGACACGUGCCCCUACGACGUGGCCGUCUUGCAGCUGGAAGAGGAUUUGCCAGAGAUCCCAGAGCCCAUCCUGGCCGACCGGUUCCACAAAGGUGAGGAAGUGAACGUCGUGGGCUUUGGGGUGUUCGGCCAGGCGUGCGGGCCCUCGGUGACCGCGGGGAUCCUGUCCGCCGUGGUUACUGUGGACGACGAACCGGUGAUGCUUCAGACCACCUGUGCUGUCCACAGAGGCUCCAGCGGGGGGCCGGUGUUCUCCACCAACUCCGGCCAGCUUCUCGGCAUCGUGGCCAGCAACACCAGGGACAACAGCACUGGCACUACCUACCCGCACCUCAACUUCAGCAUCCCCAUCACCGUGCUGCAGCCGGCCCUGAGGGAAUACAUCCGGACCGGAGACCCGGGCAGUCUGGAUCGGCUGAAUCGGGCCGACGAACAGGUCCGGAGGGUCUGGAGGCUGCAGAAGGCUGCGGCCAGUCGACCCCGUAGCAGGCUCUGAGUAGGCACCCGCGAGGGCCGGGGCGAAGGUCCUGGCCUAGAGCGGGGCUGGAGGCUGGGAUUCCGGCAGCCCCGGCUGACUAGGCAUGCAGCCGAGGGUGUGACGGGAAAUCUCGCCCUCUUCUGAGUUGAUUCCUGUGACGACGUUGGCCCAUCUGGGGACCACGGAAGCGCUUCUCUGCUGCUGCUCCCUGACCACCGGGAGGUUGGUGGGGGCAAGAGGGCCCCCUCCCCCAAAGAGCUGCACCCCCCUGGAGCCACUCGGUUGUCAGCCUUACACCCGGGGCCUUCUUUCCACCUAGCCUGAAGCCACUUUAGCGCUCCCUGUCCCCUCUUCCCGAGUGCUCAUCGUGCCUCCUUUCAGUGGAGAUCCAGAGAAGCGAAAAAAGGGCAACCGCAGGCCCCAAGGUUGUCGGCUAUCUCUCUGUCUCCCCGCCUUACUGAUCACCCGAAGCCUCUGUGCUCUGGUCUUCAAUCAACACGUGAUCGGGGUCACCCGGGCCCUCUGCUCCCCUCAAAGAGCCUGUGAUCUCCCGGGAGUUCCCAGCAUGUGGGAGAAAACUGGGAUUAGGACCUGUCUGUGAAGGUUGGAGGAAGAAGAAGCCCAGGGAGGGAGAUUCGGGGAGGAUUAUUGCCGGCUUGCCUGGACCCCAGCAUCCCUGCCCCAGGGCUUGGCCUGUUCCGCCCGGCGCCGGGGGCGGGUGAGCCCACUGGGAACCGGGCUGGGGGCAACGAGGGGCAGGUCCCAGGCCAAAGGCUGAAACCCUGCCUGACUGGGCGUGCGGGUCAGGAUGAAUCCAAGCCAGUCGGGUCUUGGCGGGCCGGAACUCCUCCCCCCGCCUCACAGCUCAAGGUAUUCCGGUGGCGGAGGGGAAGGGGACUCAACGCUUCUUUAACUCUGCUUCUGGUUUUGACUCUGUUUCCCCCAGCUGAGCGAGUGGUAAAGCCGCAACCGAGGAGAACGUGGAAUCGGUAACUUUUACCUUCCCUGUGGUAUUUUUGCUGCAGCAGUGGCCUUUUAAAGGGAUUGCGUCCCUUUACAACUUUGGUUCUUGUUACUCGGGCGUAAUAAAGUUUGGAGUUUGAACAGAAUUUUUCAUGCUGGCCAGAA
This is a messenger RNA of Ornithorhynchus anatinus (platypus), 3362 nucleotides long. It is a transcript of the gene TYSND1, whose product is annotated as trypsin like peroxisomal matrix peptidase 1. Gene Ontology annotation, cellular component: peroxisome. Bases 657 to 2252 code for a protein of 531 amino acids. The record is from RefSeq and is a predicted model, not a curated record. Gene Ontology annotation, biological process: regulation of fatty acid beta-oxidation; protein processing. Gene Ontology annotation, molecular function: serine-type endopeptidase activity. The transcript has 5 exons. NCBI's taxonomy places the organism in Eukaryota, Metazoa, Chordata, Mammalia, Monotremata, Ornithorhynchidae.